This is a messenger RNA of Heterocephalus glaber (naked mole-rat), 1171 nucleotides long. Lineage: Eukaryota; Metazoa; Chordata; Mammalia; Rodentia; Bathyergidae. The record is from RefSeq and is a predicted model, not a curated record.
UUUGGCUUUGUGAUUUUUUUUUUUUUUGUAGUAUUCCUGGAAAACAGUGGAAAGGCCAGUUUACUACAAUCCAGAAAAGUGGCCAGUGUUCAGGUUGUGGAAACACCAUAGAGUCUAUUCAUCUGAGCCCAGAAGAAUAUGACUUUCUCAAGAAAAAAGUAAUGAAGGACGUGAUAGACGGCGGUGACCAGUACAGAAAGACGACGCCUCAGGAACUGAAGAGAUUUGAGAACUUUGUAAAAUCCCAUCCUCCUUUUGAUAUUGUCAUUGACGGGCUCAAUGUUGCUAAAAUGUUUUCUAAAGCUCGGGAAUCUCAAUUUCUCUUGGACGUCGUGUCUCUACUGGCCAAGCAGAAGCUACAACUGCUGGUGCUGGGCCGGAAGCACAUGCUAAAGCAGCGUUCCCGGUGGAGAAGGGAUGAGAUGGAAAAGGUGAAAAAGCAAGCCAGCUGUUUUUUUGCUGAUGAUAUCUCACAGGAUGACCUGUUCCUUCUGUAUGCCACACUGAACUCAGGGAAUCACUGCAAGUUUAUCACCAAUGACCUGAUGCGAGACCACAAGGCCUGUCUGUUUGAUGCCAAGACCAAACACCUGUUCUUUAAGUGGCAGCAGGGACAUCAGCUGGCAAUUAGGAGUGUGUUUCCAGGAUCACAUAUAACCUUUCACCAUAGUCUCCACUAUGACACGGUCGUGCAGACCACUGGAGACUCAUGGCACAUACCAUAUGAUGAAGACCUGGUGGAAAGAUACUCCUAUGAAGUCCCAACCAAAUGGCUGUGCCUCCAGCGGAAAGCAUGAAGAUCCCUCCUCACCCCGCACUGAGUUUUUGUUUGCUCACUCUCCUGGCUGCCGCUGGAGCUCUGAAGUCCAUGCUUUUUUAGGGCAUUUCCUCUGCCCUAGAGACAGAAGUUUAAUGACACUGUUCUGUCCGCUGGCUUAUAGCAACAGACUGAUACCCGACCACAUUGCCCCUAACAUUCGCGCUGAGAGCCUCACCCAGAGCUGGAGUGGACAGUGCAGAGGAAGCUUUGCUCCUGCAGGCCUGCUAUUCCACUUAGCUUGAGUGCUUCUGGUAUCCAUUUUGCUGCUUCAGACUUCACCUUCUAGGCCCACCAACUGUUUCUUCUUCAUUUUAUAAUUCCAAUUAUAAACACUUUUCCAAAUUGCAUCAA